Colletotrichum destructivum is the source of this 219-nucleotide messenger RNA. RefSeq lists its product as uncharacterized. Bases 1 to 219 code for a protein of 72 amino acids. The transcript has 2 exons. The record is from RefSeq and is a predicted model, not a curated record. Lineage: Eukaryota; Fungi; Ascomycota; Sordariomycetes; Glomerellales; Glomerellaceae.
AUGCAGAAGACCAUCUCGGCUGGCAUAGUCACGGAUCAACCGCGCCAAGCCAGAACCAGCCUGGCUGCCCAUCCCGCAAUGGAAUCGCCGUCCGCCGUCUCGCCCUCGGGCAAUAACGGCGCCGCGUGUAAGAUGGAGAAGGUUUACAAAACAAACAAGCAUGUAUGCAUGUGCCACCCAAUGGUCGCGCAUCCAUUUUAUACCCUUUGCAUGGAGUAA